Messenger RNA from Colossoma macropomum (tambaqui), 2549 nucleotides. It is a transcript of the gene f2, whose product is annotated as coagulation factor II (thrombin). The record is from RefSeq and is a predicted model, not a curated record. Lineage: Eukaryota; Metazoa; Chordata; Actinopteri; Characiformes; Serrasalmidae. The coding region runs from base 607 to 2463 and encodes 618 amino acids. Gene Ontology annotation, cellular component: extracellular region. Gene Ontology annotation, biological process: blood coagulation; positive regulation of blood coagulation; platelet activation. Gene Ontology annotation, molecular function: calcium ion binding; serine-type endopeptidase activity. The transcript is spliced from 14 exons.
GUUUUGGGUAAAAAAAGGUUGGCUACUAAAAAUCAUCCAUCUGCUAAUUUGGCUGUAAAGUAAUCGGAAUCAGCUAUAAAAGUCCAUUAUUGGUGCAUCUCUAUAACGCAUAACUGUCAGAGAUUACAUAUGUGGUAGGUUCAGUUUUAGUGACGACAGUUCUGAUCAUUGUCAUGUUUUCUUUUCCUUUUUCAUUUACUGGAUGUUCCAUGUAUUUGUGUGUUUAGAUUAGUGUUCAACUAAUAUGUAGCCCUGGUUGACACUGGUUGUCUUGGCUAACAAAUACUGUUAAAAUGUAAAUACCUGGUUUUACAUGAUAUAUCAAUUUUGCUCAGUAAAAAAUUAUAACUUACUCAUUUUAUUAUUUGAUUCAUAUCAUAUUAACAUAAAGAAUGUUCUAGAGUGUCCUAAGACUGUCCUAGAACAUGAGGGCUGAAUCACUGUUUAGAGUGAUAGGAGCUUGGACACAAUCUCUGUUCUCUUUGAACUCCAGUAGUUCAAUAUUAACUCAAGAGCAGCAGGGUAAGAUUUUGUGGGAUUUGGUAGCAGCUCUUCAGCUCUGUGUGAUGUUUCAGGUCUUUUCAGGAUUGUAGGCACUCUAAAAGAAUGGGAGCAGUACCAGCACCUCUCCUGGUUACACUUCUCCUCAGCCAAGUGCUCCAGCUUACACUCUGUUACGAUGUUUUUAUCGAUGGCAAGAGAGCCUCUCAAGUUAUUCGAGUGAGGAGAGCAAACACACCCUUUGAGGAGCUGAAGCAAGGAAAUCUGGAGAGGGAGUGUAUAGAGGAGAUCUGUAGCCAUGAGGAGGCUCGAGAAGUGUUUGAGCAAACUGAUAAAACGACUGUAUUUUGGGAGAAAUACUUGGCUUGUACUGGCAGCACAUUAAAGAGGACUGCAGAAAAUAUUGUCAAAAUUAGAACUUGUAUACGUCUGACAGAUAGUAGCUGCUACCUUAAUAUUGGUGAACACUACAGUGGUAAUGUCAGCAUCACUGUGUCUGGAAAGACAUGCCAAUACUGGAAAAGCAACUUCCCCCACAAAAUCACCGAGGUUAAUGCAACAGAGCUGAAGCUUCCAGAGAAUUUCUGCAGGAACCCAGACAAGAGCCCUAGCGGACCCUGGUGCUUCACUAGUGACCCCACUCUCAGGAGAGAGAAAUGCGCUGUGGCAAAAUGCGGUGAGGCCUUACAACUUGUUCCAACUGUCCCUGUAAAGCAAUGUGGGACCUGCAAGCCUAAAUGUCUUGCUGGCAGUGGGGAGACCUACACUGGAAAUUUGUCUGUGACUCUGCAUGGCCACACCUGCCUGGACUGGAGCCUGCCCAAAGUAAAGGCCCUGAGUGUGGGGAACGAUUUCAAACCAGAGGUGCAGCUAUUGAAGAACCACUGCAGGAACCCUGAUGGAGAUCUGGAGGGACCAUGGUGCUAUGUGAAGAGUGCAGCUGGAAACAUCACUAUGGACUACUGCAAUCUAGAGCUGUGUGAUGCUCCACUGGAAGGGAAGGUAGAGGAGGAGUCAGAUCGAAAGAGGACAACCAGUGAGAAAAGGAGUAGUUUCUUCAGGCCUCGCAGCUUUGGCCAAGGAGAAGAUGAAUGUGGAGUGCGCCCCCUGUUUGAAAAAGUCGGCAAAGCAGAUGAAACAGAGGCUGAACUCAUCAAAUCAUAUGCUAAAAGAAUUGUGGGAGGUGUAUCUGCUGAAGUAGGAAGUGCUCCAUGGCAAGUGAUGUUGUUUAAGCGUAGUCCACAGGAACUGCUGUGUGGAGCCAGUUUGAUCAGUGACCAGUGGAUCCUCACUGCUGCGCACUGCAUCCUCUAUCCGCCAUGGAGCAAGAACUUCACUAUUGAUGACAUUCUUGUCCGCCUUGGAAAACACCAUCGCGCUAAGUAUGAGAGGGGCACUGAGAAGAUUGUGGCAAUUGAUGAGAUCAUCGUUCAUCCUAAAUAUAACUGGAAAGAGAAUCUGAAUAGAGACAUCGCUCUGCUGCACAUGAAGAAACCCGUCACCUUCACUAAUGAGAUCCACCCUGUCUGCCUGCCCACCAAAAGUGUUGCAAACUUAUUGAUGUCUGAAGGCUUCAAGGGCCGUGUGACAGGCUGGGGUAACCUGAAAGAGUCAUGGACGUCAAACCCUCAGAACCUGCCUUCAACGCUACAGCAAAUCCACCUGCCUAUUGUCAACCAGGACGUCUGCCGCAAGUCCACCUCUAUCCGUGUCACUGACAACAUGUUCUGUGCAGGUUACAGCCCAGAUGACACACAGAGAGGUGAUGCCUGUGAAGGAGACAGUGGAGGACCUUUUGUAAUGAAGAAUCCUGAUGAUAUGCGCUGGUAUCAGAUUGGUAUUGUCUCAUGGGGUGAGGGCUGUGACCGGGAUGGUAAAUACGGAUUCUACACUCACCUGUUCCGCAUGCGCCGCUGGAUGAGGAAGGUCAUCGAAAAAUCGGAUUCUACAGAUGAUGACUGAUGUCCUUGAGACCACACAAGAGUGAAACCAAUCUCUCUAGAGUUUUAUCCAACUGCAAAUAAAAUUUGAUUCUUCACAAUGUUUUA